Molecule: messenger RNA, 2100 nt
Organism: Hipposideros armiger (great roundleaf bat)
Lineage: Eukaryota; Metazoa; Chordata; Mammalia; Chiroptera; Hipposideridae
Gene: IFNGR1
Product: interferon gamma receptor 1
Exons: 7
Coding region: 157-1545 (462 amino acids)
Biological process (GO): type II interferon-mediated signaling pathway
Cellular component (GO): plasma membrane
Molecular function (GO): cytokine binding; cytokine receptor activity
Source: RefSeq, a predicted model, not a curated record
UGACUUCACUCUCCACGUCCCGUUUUCCCGUCCACGCCCCUCUUCCCGCUGGAACGCCGGUACGCGGUGACGGAAGUGACGCGAGGCCUAGGCCUAAGGGCCGUGCAGGGGGACGCAUCUCGCGCGGGGCCGCCCGCCGAGUCUCACCGGAGCAGCAUGGCUUUCCUCCUCCUCGUCCUCGUCAUGCAGGUUGUGAGCAGGGCUGAGAUCAGCGCCGCGGAUCCGGAGCUGUCCUCGGUGCCUGUACCAACCAAUAUUAAAAUUGAGGCCUAUAACUUGAAUUCUGACGUACGUUGGGAUUACCCGGAAAUGCUAGAGAUACCUGUUUUUACUGUACAGGUAAAGACAUACGGGAAGGGACUAUGGAUUGAUGCCUGCAAUACUUCUCAUCAUAGUUGUAAUAUCUUUUCCAUGACUGAUGAUCCAUCAAGUGGUCUAUGGGCCAGAGUUAAAGCUAGGCUUGGACAGGAAGAAUCGGCCUAUGCAGAGUCAAAAGAAUUUAUUUUGUGCAAAGACGGGAAAGUUGGACCACCUAACCUGGAAGUCAGACAGAAGGAAGACCAAAUCAUUAUUGAUAUAUUUCAUCCUUCAGUUGUUAUAGAUGGACAAGAGCUGGGAACCAUAUAUGAUGAAGAGAAUACUUGUUAUUUAUUCAUGUACAGAGUGUAUGAGAGAAUAAGUGGAAGUGAGAUCACACGUACACAUACCAUAAAUCAGGAAGAUGAUUGCAACGAGACUAAGUGCCACCUAAGUAUUUUAGUGUCCUCACUGAAUGCUGAGCACUGUAUUACAGCAGACGGGUUCUCAGAGAGAUGGCAUGUUACAACUAAAAAAUCCAAAGAAGUCUGUAUUACCACUCACAGUCAUGAGAGCAAUACAGAUUCUGUUUGGAUUCCAGUUGGUACCGCUUGCCUACUCUUUGUAGUAGUUAGCCUGGUAGUUUUAUGUUGUAACAUGAAGAAGAUGAAUUCAUGUAAGAAAGAAAACAUCAUGUUACCCAAGUCAUUGCUGUCUGUUGUAAAAAAUUCCUCUUCAGAGGCAAAAUUGGAAUCAAAAUAUGUAUCACCCAUCACCUAUGAAGCAAUUGUCUCUGAAAAUGAGAAGAAGGUGAUCUGGGAAGAGCAGUUGUCGCCAGCAACAAUUUCAAGUACGCAUACUGAGGACAAUCCAGCAAAAGUAGAAGACAGAGAUCUUUCUAGUGAAACAGAAGUGGUGACCAUUGAAGAAAAUACUUCUGACAUGGUCCCUGGCAGCCCCCUGACUCCAGCCGUCAAAGAGGAUUGUGUCCACUCAAGUAGUAACCAGUCUGAACCCAGCAGCGUUGCUCUAAAUUCUUAUCACUCCAGAAAUGGUUCUGAUAGUGGCCUUCAAGAAUCGGACAGCUCAUCUGACUCAGGAGGACAGGAGUCUGGCCUGCUGAGAAAUGCUACCACCUCCUUUGGGUAUGAUAAACCACACGUGUUAGUGGAUCUGCUCGUGGACGAAGGUGGUAAGGAGUCCUUGAUUGGUUAUAGAGUCACAGCCGAUUCCAAAGAGCUUUCAUAAGAUCAGCUAACUUGAAGGAUCUGCUUGUCCUGAACAGUUUUUCUGCUUCGAUUUCAUGAAAAGAUCACAUUUUCAGAAAUGGUAUCUCCAUUGAUAUUAACCAAAUGCAGUACCUUGAUUUAGGUAAAAGUGUAACGAACCUGUUUGGCACUGUUGCAUGUGGCCUGAAAACUGCAAUCACUUUUUAAAAAACAAACUGUUGUCGCAUAUGAACCUUUCUAUAUAGAUAGGUUAGCAGUACCAGUGAAAACGCGGCUUCCUGUGAUAGUGGGUGACACCCCAGGGUCCUUUCUAACCACUUCAGGAGAUAAAUUGGACUUUUUCUUUUCUAUGCCUCCAUAUGUCUUGGUUUGUUUUUUUUGUUUUUUUUGUAAACGUAUGUAUAUAUAGUAUUUUUAAAUGAUCGCCUUCAGAAAAAAUCCUGAAAGCUUUUCAAAUUGCAUUUAAAAUCGAAUUCAAACCAAUAGAAUUAAUAGAGUAUGUAAAUAGAAACAUGUAUAUAUUUUUUACGGGACAUUGCAUUAAGAUUUUUAAAUAAAGAAUUAUUAAAAUUCA